AUGAAACGCAUGUAUAAAAAUUCACUGCAACUUUGUUAUACUGAUACUGAUAGUCUGCUGUAUCUACUAAAUACAAAUGAUUUUUAUGAAGACAUGAAAAAAAAUAAAAAAUAUUUUGAUACAAGUAAUUUCAAAAACAAUCAGUAUGAUAUACCCAAAGUAAAUUACAAAAUUCCAGGGUUAUUCAAAGACGAAAUGGAUGGUGAUAUAAUAACUGAAUUUGUUGGAUUAAGAGCAAAAUUAUAA
Parnassius mnemosyne (clouded apollo) is the source of this 246-nucleotide messenger RNA. The record is from the annotation of a GenBank genome assembly. Lineage: Eukaryota; Metazoa; Arthropoda; Insecta; Lepidoptera; Papilionidae.